AUGUUUGAGGUCAUUUAGAAACACUGACAAGUUUAUUUUACAACCGUAAAUGUCACACUCAGCACAAAUCUUUCAUAGCCAUAUGAAAGGAUUCUCAUCAGAAAUGUUUAUGUAAAAAAAAGAAGGAAGAAGAAUAUCAGCUGACAUAUUGUUAUCAGAACUUCUUAAAUAUCAAUAUCAGUAUCAGGCUCAGUAAUCCAGUAGUGUUUAUAUGCCAAAGAAAUGAAUUAUUGGAUUGUCACAUGAAGAUUAGACACAAUUUAAUACAAAGACAAAAGUGUAUCCUAGAAUAAAAUCUGCUUGCAUUUCAACAUCCCCUCUACACACGAGUGAAUCUACAAAUCCUCACAGCUGAAAUGUUCUAUUUAUACUGUAAAAUGAGAGAAAAGGGAUCCAAAACUCUUCAAACAUAAAUCCACAAUUUUGCUUCUCUAUGAGUUUGUUUCUCUAGUGAUAAGAAUUGUGGUAAGUGAUGAAGGAAAAGCCUAAAAUGUGGGAAGUUUUUCACUCCAGAAUAACAAAAUACAUUUCUAUUUAACAGAAAACUAUGAUUAAAGUGGGAUUUAAAAGGGUAUUUGACUUUUCUCUCUCUCCCUCUACUGUAGAUACUCAGGCUAAGAUGUCUGAACUCACACUGAGGUUUUCAAAGCCUAGUGGGUGAAAGUAAUUAAGCCUAAUUAAGCAAAGCUGUUUGCAGUUUGUGUUCAUUAAAACAUCAUUUUCACUCCUCACACAGUCUUUUCUAUACUGCUCUCAUUCCUGGUGGCCUUCUGAAAAAGUUGCUGUUAAUUUCGUCAGUUGGUUUCUUUCUGUUUGUUUUUGACUAAACAAAACAGCGAAAUGAAGGCUCCUGUCCAAGCAAUACGCAGGUUUCCUUCACAAACAAAGAGGAGGCUUCGAGUUCACUCCAUUCUCAUCUACAGAGCUCAUAAAGAGGUCCGUCCGGCUGGGAUGAGGAGUGUAGAUUUCCUGGCCAGUCGGCUCAGUUUUUCCAAACCAGUCGUGCUCAGACUGGUGAGCUCUGAGGCUUUCCGGCUGUCGAGAACCAACAGACUAAAAGUCAUCACUCUGCAGGAGAUCAAUGCUGCUGUCGUCCUUGUACGACGGAGGAUUCGUACGAGAGCAGCUGCAUGAAGAGUUGGACAUGAACUGAAAAUUUUAUUUUUAUUAACUAUCAUUAAAGACUUCAUUUUAAAUUUUAAUGUGUUGCCUUUUUAUGCAAGUUCUACAUGGUGAUUCCAAGUCAUUAAGUAAAACAGCUUUAAGUACUCACCCCAUAGCAGUAAGUUAUAGUUGAUUAUUUGUGAAAGAUUAAUGACAAACUGUUAAACAAAUUUUAAGUGGGUGUAGGGACAGGUUAGAAGUUUUGAAUGCAAAUUCCUGAUCUGGCACAUGCUGGAAUAAACUUGUUUUAUCUGGUUGCAUUUCUCAGAUUUGGUGCACUUGACAUGGUGGCUCCAUUAGCAGGUUAGUCUGGAUAUUAUUUCAGCCUUUUAAAAACAAAAGUUGGUAGAAGGUGAGGUCAAAUCCAGUAAGGUCUGCUCUGCAUUCAAAACAUACAACUGCAAAAAAUGGGAGUGAGCAGGUUUUUAUAUGAACCCUACUGCUUACCUUUUUAAAUGUAAACUAAAAGCAUAAAAGGCUCACAUCUAUCCUCGCUUGCUGUCAAAUUGGUAUAUUAACCAAUUUGUCCCCCUGAAAUCGACCUCUAGUUUGAUAUGUCUGGUUCUCAAUUAGUUGUAAAUUAAAUUCAUAUUAUAAUUAGGCUACUUAAUUACUUUGCCCACACAUGUGGUUGUUGACUUUGGAUCUGGUUUUCUGUUUUAAACAAGGCUAAAGGUCUAAAUAACCCUCUUAAAAAGUUGUUAAAGGACUGUUGACACAACAGAAAACAAAUUUUGGAUUGAAAAUUAUCAACCUGUUAAUAGACCUGAGGGUGGCGCAAGGUUAUUGAAUUCAUCUUUUGAGGAUCACGAUAAUCCACAGCAGCUUUCAUGGCUAGUUCCAGUCAUGACAUCUUGUGAAGAAGUGUGAACUGGCGUCCUCCUUGUGAGGCUAAAAAGUCAGAAUUUCGCAAAAUAUACGCGGGACACUGAGGUUUAAGCGACAAACGAACUGAGUCCCGGCAGUUUCGACAAUAUUUCGAUUUCAAGGAGGAACAGCGAUCCCUCCUCUCUGUGAUGUGGUUUCAAUCCACCUGGCGAUGCCUCUGCCUCCUUUCUGUGCGCCCUGGUCUCCUCCUGCAGCGCCCACAGCUUCUCUGGAAACAUUUCACCGCUGUUAUUACCUUUAACAGUCGUUUAAAUUUAUCGCAAGCUUUUUGUCUGCAGUUUCGAUGCAAAUGUCUUUUUAUGUGUGUGUGUGUAUGUGGGGGGGGGCAUCACAUGGCUUGUGUGUCCCAUUCAUGAUUUCCGGAUCGCGCGGAUACAAGCUGCAGGUCUAAUGGCAGAUGUCAAUGCCACCAGUCAGAUGUGACCUACUGCUACCAGAUUGGGAAAAACUGACUGAUGUGACCCUGGAAACUCCUUGUUGGUCAUCAUGGGAUGUGGCACCUCCGUUGCUACGGAGACACAAGGGAAAAGAGUGGAGACAGAUGACACAGUUAAGACUCCCAGCCCGGCUCUGAGUAAGACGCUGAUCACCUCCAAAGAUCAGUCUGUGACGUGUGCAUGCACCUGUGUGUGUGUGUCUAUGAAGGCAGCUGUUUUGAUCCAGCGAUGGUACCGGCGCUACAUGGCCCGUCUGGAGAUGAGGCGCAGGUACACCUGGAACAUCUUUCAGUCCAUUGAAUACGCCGGGGAACAGGACCAGCUACAGCUCUCCAGUUUCUUCAGUUUCAUGCUUGACAACUUCACUCAGAUUAAUGGAAAUGGGCCAGACUUGAUCUCCCAGCUGCUGGACCCGGUGGUCGACCCCUGGUUAGACAGAGAGACCUGCUACAACUUGAUCGCUGUUCCAGAGUCAUACACCGGGCCCCGACUAUCAUUUCCUCUCUCCGUCUCUGAUACGAAUGCUCUCCUCAGUGCAUUUAAGGAGCAGCAGACACUACAUCCCAGAUAUGUUCUGCAGCUGCUGUACGAGACCAAAAAGCUCCUCAAACAGAUGCCCAACAUCAUCCACUUGUCAACAUCCUACACCAAAGAGAUCACUAUAUGUGGUGAUCUGCAUGGGCGGCUUGAUGACUUACUUCUCAUAUUUUAUAAGAAUGGCCUUCCCUCUGCGGAGACGCCAUAUGUGUUUAAUGGGGACUUUGUGGACCGUGGGAAAAAGUCCAUCGAAGUGGUCAUGCUCCUGUUCGCCUACCUUCUGCUUUACCCCGACUACAUGCACCUGAACCGAGGAAACCAUGAAGACCACAUAAUGAACCUCAGAUAUGGGUUCACAAAAGAAGUCAUGCAAAAGUAUAAGAUUCAUGGCCGUGAGAUCCUCCAGCUGUUUCAGGACGUUUUCAGCCUUCUGCCCGUCGCGACAGUCAUUGACGGAAAGAUCCUGAUCGUUCACGGAGGGAUAUCAGACCAGACUGACCUGGACUUCCUCAGCUCCAUAGAGAGACACAAGGUGAAAUCUGCCCUGAGGUUUCCCAGACGCAGUUUGGAGCAGCUGGACAUUGGUCAGUCCUGCAGACAGAUGAAAAGAAUGAGAUCGACAGACGGCUCUCAUCCCAGCAGCAGUCGCAGCCAUAGAAAGAACCAAAGAACCCCCAACCAGAGUAGAAAGAGGCGAUGCAGGCUCAGCCGACAAGACAGCGCCACCUCCACUUCUUCCUCCUCCUCCUCAUCGUCCUCCUCUUCGCUCUGCUCUCCUCAAACUCCGUCCUGCCUCACGCCUCGUCCGUGCCUGUCUUCUCCCAGCAUGCCUUACACAAUCAAUGUCCUCCAAGUGCCUUUCCUGGACUCUCUGUCCUCUGUUCCCCCUCCUUCACCUCCACAACAUGAACGGGAAUGGAAACAGAUAGUGGAUAUACUGUGGAGUGAUCCUAAAACCCAAGUAGGCUGCAGUCCCAACACAUUCAGAGGAGGAGGCUGCUACUUCGGCCCUGACGUCACCCAGAGACUUCUGCUCCAACACGGACUCCAGCUGCUCAUCAGAUCCCAUGAGUGCAAACAGGAGGGAUAUGAGCUCUGUCAUGGUGGACAGGUGAUCACCAUUUUCUCAGCGUCAAACUAUUAUGAGGAGGGAAGCAACCGUGGUGCGUACAUCAAAGUGGGCAGAGAACUGGUUCCACGGUUUUACCAGUACCAAGUCAGCCGCACAACACGCAGACUCACCCUGACACAAAGCGUACGAGCAGCUGAAGGCUCUGCUCUCAGGGCCCUGAAGGAGAAGCUGUUCACCCAUCGCUCUGAGCUGAUGUCGGGCUUCCAGCAGUACGACUACAAAAACAACGGUAGUGUGUCAGUCAGUGAAUGGGCUCAGGUGUUGGAGUCUGUACUGAGACUAGACCUACCCUGGAGGACACUUCGGCCACACUUAGCCCGUCUGGCACCAGAUGGCAGUGUGGAGUAUCAGUCCUGCUUCCAGGAUGUGGGAACGGGGAUUUCUCUACCUCAGGUCACUCCAAACUUGGCUGAAACUCUGUUCAGAUACAGGACAGACAUUGAGAUAAUAUUCAACAUCAUAGACAAAGACCAUUCAGGUCUGAUCUCCAUUGAGGAGUUUCGUCACACCUGGCGUCUCUUCAGUGCCCACCUGGGGGUUGACAUCAAUGAUAGAGCUAUCGAUGACCUGGCCCGAAGUAUCGACUUCAACAAGGACGGCAGUAUAGACUUCACUGAGUUCCUAGAGGCCUUCAGAGUGGUACACAAACUGGACAACAAGGAUCAGCAACUCAACGGAAAGAUGGAUGCAGACCAGUAUUCGUGAAGGGAAGAAUCUGAAUGCUAAAUUGUGGAAGUCCUGCAUGAUCAGCAGAGGUAACUAAUGGUGAAAGGAAAGUAAGAAAGCAGGGUUAAGAUGAUAUAAUGUAGUAUUUCUUAAGUUGUUAACAGAAAGCCACCUUUAAACACUAAAAAAAUAGCAGUGUUUUGGUGAUGUACCUUACAGUUAUGGGCUGUAGGGAUGGCAAUGUCACUCUGUAGGUUGCUUCCAUCCACUACUUUGGUUUCGAAGUGAAAUAUCUCAACAACUAUUGAAUGGAUUGUAUGGACACUUUGUGCAGACAUUCAUGUUCCCCAGAGGAUGAAUCCUUAAGACUUUGGUGAUCCUCUGACCUUUCCUCUAGCACCACCAGCAGGCCAAAGUUUUCAGUACAGUGAAAUAUCUCCACAUCAACUAAAUGGAUUGACAUACAUUUUGGUACAGACAUUCAUGGUUCCCAGACGAUGAAUCCCAUUGGGGUAAUUUGGGGUUCACUGCCCAAGGACACUUGGAUAUGUGGACAGGAGGAGCUGGGGAUUGAACUGCCCAGCACUGUGAUUAGUGGACGACCCACUUUGCUUCCAGAGCCACAGCCUCUCAUCUUAUCUGUCCAAUAGGAAAUUCUGUGUCACCAUUAAAAACUUCAUGUCAUCCUUUUCCCAUAUCAACUAUGGUGUGCCUCAAGGUUCAAUUCUUGGACCAAUACUGUUCUCCUUAUAUA
Molecule: messenger RNA, 5578 nt
Organism: Siniperca chuatsi (mandarin fish)
Lineage: Eukaryota; Metazoa; Chordata; Actinopteri; Centrarchiformes; Sinipercidae
Gene: ppef1
Product: protein phosphatase, EF-hand calcium binding domain 1
Exons: 20
Coding region: 2539-4863 (774 amino acids)
Biological process (GO): detection of stimulus involved in sensory perception
Cellular component (GO): cytosol; nucleus
Molecular function (GO): manganese ion binding; calcium ion binding; iron ion binding
Source: RefSeq, a predicted model, not a curated record